AUGGAAAGUUACAUUGUCAUUUCCUUUAUUGGAGAAGGUUCUUUUGGUCGUGUUUUCAAAGCAAAACAUAAAGAGACUGAUGCAGUAGUUGCUUUAAAAGUAAUAAGAAAGAAGGGACGAUCGCCAAAAGAUUUAAAAAAUUUAAGACAAGAAUGUGACAUCCAGAGGCAGCUUCAGCAUCCUAACAUUAUUCGGAUGAUAGAUAGUUUUGACACAGAAUCUGAAUUAGUUGUUGUUACAGAAUAUGCAGAAAAAGAACUGCACAGCAUUUUGGCAAAAGAAGGAUGCUUGAAUGAAGAGCAAGUAAAAAAAAUCACUUGGGAUUUAGUUUCAGCCCUAUAUUACUUACAUUCACAUAGAGUAUUACACAGAGAUUUAAAACCGCAAAAUGUAUUAUUAGAUAAUUCAGGAAGAGCUAAGCUAUGUGAUUUUGGGCUUGCACGGAUCAUGACUAAUGCAACACACAUUUUGACUUCAAUCAAGGGUACACCUCUUUACAUGGCACCAGAAUUGAUUGACGAAAAACCAUAUGAUCAUCAGGCUGAUCUUUGGUCUUUGGGCUGUAUUGUAUAUGAGCUGAUGGCGGGGCAGCCACCUUUUUGUACAAUGUCCAUUUGGCAACUGGUUCGAAUGAUUCGUCAUAAACCUGUGCAGUGGCCUAGUUUCAUAAGUAUGGAAGCACGGUCAUUUUUACAAGGCUUGCUACACAAAGAUCCAAUAAAACGAAUGAGUUGGCCGGAAAUAUUAGAGCAUCCAUUUGUAACUGGUCACAUUCUUAUAUUACCAGAAGAUAAGCAAAGUGAUUCGCCAUUUACAAAGCCCUUGACUCAUAGCCAGCAAGAAGCGAAACAAUUGCAAAGGGAUAAAAUAAGUAUUAAUGCAAAAAAUACGAAAGCCGGGACCGAAGUGGCUAAAGUCGGCAAGGAACAUGAUUUGCGUAAUAUACGUGGUGGCGUCAUGCAAGCCCUUGAAUUUAUUCCCAUGUCCGAUGACGAUAGUGUAAGAGCUACGAGUGCAUUUAGCGUUCGCGAUAGUCUUAAAACGGACGAUGAGGAUCAAUCGCAACCUAUUACAGCUGCCAAUGCCAAAUUAUUACGUCAUGAGUUCAAUGUUAUGAAUAAUUCCAAUCUUGUCGUGUGCAAUCUUGAAAAAAAUAUGGCGCAAUUAAUGGCCGUAAAUUCAAAACAAGAAUCAAAUCUCAAUAAGAUGCAUAAAAUUGAUGAAGAGAAGCAAGAUGUGAACAAGGCUAAUGAGGAAAAUGAUUCGUCUAAUAAAAAAGAGCAAGAAGGUUCUGAAGCAAAGCAAAAAUCCAAGUCUGUAGACACUGCGUCACACAGUCUGGAGAACCCAAAAAGUUCUACAAAAUGCAGUAGCGAUAUUAGUUCGGGAUUAAGCAAAAGUGUUCCGCCAUCGUAUAAACAGAAAAUUCUGCAAUUUUCGAGAGACAAGCUUAGAUUUGGUAGCAGUGGCAAUAGACUAACGAGAAGCAUAAAAAGAUCGUUUCACUUCAGUAGAAGUUUUGAUAAAAAUAAAACUGAUACCCAUAGACGUACAAGUGAACCAAAUUUAGAAAUACCAAGUAUCAUAGAUAAAGAAAAUGACAAAAAUGUAUAUUCUAAAGAAGAUAAGGAUGAAGAUAUUGAAAAAAGUGAAAUUAUUGAAGAGACAACUGAUGAUAAAGAUGUUGCUAAUAAUGAUUGCAUAGUUAGAGCUGAUAACAGCCACGAAGUAAAAGAGCCUUCUACGAUCGAAUUAGAGGAAUGGGAGGCAUUUCUUAAUUCUAAUAUAACUGAAGUCAUGGACGGUGACGUUGAAUCACUUACGCAACUGAAUAUGGUGAGCAUGGUGGUGGGAGUAGUUGGAAGUGCGGCCCGGGGAAAGAGGGGAGCCCGUGUAUGCGGCGCUGUCGCUGCUUUACUAGCUUUGCCUGCAUUAUCACACUCCCUACCUAGACACACCCUACUGAACAUACAGGAUGUGUAUCUGGAAGCGAAAGUCGUCUAUAACUUUGUUGCUGCUAUAAACACAUUAAUGAAAAGUACAGACGACAAUGAGGGCGAAGCCGAUGACAGAUUCCAGGGUGUGAGUCGCAUGAUUGAAGUAUGCGCGUGGCUUUGCGUGCGUUCUUGUCGCGGAGUGCGCCAGUUGGCAACCGCAUUAGUCUCGUACAAUGCCUAUCCUGUUUUCACGAAGCUGCUUACUUUAUCCUCAAAAGCACCACGUAUUGUUCUGAACACAGUGGGUCUUCUCAUUACCGUACUUCAAGAUUUGCCCGAGCAUGCUGACGUUGUGGAGAAAAUAUUAUUUGAGGACGUCACGUUUAACUUCUUGAGGCUCCUAGAGCAGCCAAGCGACGCUCUCAAAAUGAGAGUCUGCAUACUGAUCAGUCUAUUAUGCACGUUCUCUUGUACAGCGUUUUCUGCGGCUAUGGAACCCAAAUGGACUAAGAAAGAAAGUGAUUGCUUAGAGGCUUUGCAUUCACAUUGCAAUAUGACACUUAAUAGGGCGGCAAGGCUGGCUACAAAGGAGUUGAAUAAUAUGCCAUUUUAUGUCAGCUGA
This is a messenger RNA of Parnassius mnemosyne (clouded apollo), 2559 nucleotides long. The record is from the annotation of a GenBank genome assembly. Lineage: Eukaryota; Metazoa; Arthropoda; Insecta; Lepidoptera; Papilionidae.